AGUGAAAAGUGUUCCAACCAAAAUUGUCAAGGAUGGAGGAUGCCAGUUGGAGAAGUUGGUGGCGUUUUUGGGCCUGUGGCUCCAAGUCGCAAAACAGCGUAUUUCGCAGUGAAAAAAUGUCCUUGGUGCAGAUGUUCCUGCAACCAGAGGCGGCGUACGAUACCAUUGCCCAGUUGGGAGAAGUUGGAUGCGUAGAAUUUCGGGAUAUGAAUGUGAACAUUAAUGCCCAGCAACGUAAAUUCAUUGGUGAGGUUCGUCGUUGCGAUGAGCUGGAGCGUAAGAUACGUUAUGUAACCAUGGAGUUGGAAAAGGAUGGACACAAAGUGCUCGACUUAAUCGACGAUUUUCCUGCAGCCCCCAAGCCCAAGGAGAUUAUCGAGCUGGAGUCCCAUUUGGAGAAGACCGAAACAGAAAUCAUGGAGUUGGCUGUGAACAAUGUGAAUCUGCAGACCAAUUACCUAGAGCUGACCGAGAUGAUUGAAGUGCUGGAAAAAACGGAUCAGUUCUUCUCGGAACAGGAGUCGCACAAUUUCGAUUUGAAUAAGCAUGGCACCCACAAGGAUCCAGAGCAAUGUAAUGGCCAAUUGGGUUUUGUGGCCGGAGUUAUCAGUCGUGAGAGGGAAUUCGCAUUCGAGCGAAUGCUUUGGCGCAUCUCUCGUGGCAAUGUGCUAGUGCGUCGAGCCGAAGUGGAGACACCUCUAAAGGAUCCAAAGACCGGCAAUGUCCUGCAUAAGAGCAUCUUUGUCGUAUUCUUUCAGGGUGAUCAGUUGCAAGGACGCAUACGUAAGGUGUGCCACGGCUUUCACGCCCACAUGUAUCCUUGCCCCAGUUCGCAUGAAGAGCGCAAGGAAAUGGUGAAGGGAGUCAGGACACGUUUAGAUGAUCUGAAGAAGAUCAUUAGCCAGACAGAGGAUCAUCGCAUUUGUGUGCUGCAGGCGGUUUUGAAAAAGUUGCCCACCUGGUCGGCUAUGGUGAAGAAAAUGAAGGCCAUUUACCAUGUCCUCAACUUGUUCAAUGUGGAUCUGGGCAGCAAAUGUCUAAUUGGCGAGGCUUGGGUACCCAAACGCGAUUUAGAGCUUGUUGAGGUGGCCCUGGCCGAGGGAUCAGCCGCUGUUGGCAGCACCAUACCGUCGUUUAUCAAUGUCCUGGAAACAAAGAAGGAGCCACCCACAUAUUUCCGUACCAAUAAGUUCACUCGUGGUUUCCAGAAUCUAAUCGAUGCCUACGGCAUUGCCAACUAUCGCGAGGUUAAUCCUGGUCUCUACACUUGCAUUACGUUCCCAUUCCUGUUUGCUGUCAUGUUUGGCGAUAUGGGUCACGGUUUCAUACUCUUCCUGUUGGGCUUCUGGAUGGUUAUCGAUGAGAAACGUCUUAGCAAACGUCGUGGUGGUGAAAUCUGGAAUAUAUUCUUCUCUGGCCGUUACAUCAUUAUGCUUAUGGGAAUCUUUGCCGUCUACACGGGCUUCCAUUACAACGAUUGUUUCUCCAAGUCAUUCAAUGUCUUUGGCAGCCAUUGGCGAAUACAGUAUAAUCGGACCACUGUGCUAACCAAUCCUGAUCUUACACUAAAUCCCUCAACCGACACACGAGGCGUCUAUCCGAUGGGCAUUGAUCCCAUCUGGCAGUCGGCGACCAACAAAAUCAUUUUCCUCAACACCUACAAAAUGAAAUUGUCCAUAGUGUUUGGCGUCUUGCAUAUGGUCUUUGGUGUGUGUCUUUCUGUGGAGAACUUUGUGUAUUUCAAGAAAUACGCGUACAUCUUUUUGCAAUUUGUGCCCCAGGUUCUGUUCCUGUUGCUCAUGUUCGGCUACAUGUGCUUCAUGAUGUUCUACAAAUGGGUGAAAUAUAGUGCCAUGUCGGAUAAUCUGGCUGAUACACCUGGUUGUGCACCUUCUGUACUCAUUAUGUUCAUCGAUAUGGUUCUGUUCAAGUCGGAAACAGUUUCAGCUGGUUGCGAUGCCACCAUGUACAAUGGCCAAAAGGAGUUGGAAACGAUAUUCCUAGUUUUGGCCUUGAUUUGCAUUCCAUGGAUUUUGUUGGGCAAACCCCUGUACAUUAAGUUCCAGCGUCGUAAUAAGCCUGUACAACCAUCAGUGGAAAUUGAUGAGGUCAUAGAGAAAAUUGAGGUUACUGGUAAAGAAGUUAUCAUCACAGAGGUGGCCGAGGGUCAUGACAAUGGCGGACAUAGCGAAGAAGAUGAUGAGCCGAUGAGUGAAAUCUGGAUACACCAGGCUAUACACACCAUUGAGUAUAUAUUGAGUACAAUUUCCCAUACAGCUUCCUAUCUACGUCUCUGGGCUUUGUCUUUGGCCCAUGCUCAGCUUUCCGAAGUGCUGUGGACUAUGGUGUUGUCGAUGGGUCUGCAAAUGAGUGGCUAUACUGGAGCAAUUGGCCUGUUCUUCAUAUUCGCCGUUUGGGAAUUCUUCACAAUUGCCAUUAUGGUGAUGAUGGAAGGUUUAUCUGCUUUCCUGCAUACCUUGCGUUUGCAUUGGGUCGAGUUUAUGAGCAAAUUUUACACUGGCGCCGGCCAUCAGUUCCAGCCAUUCAGUUUCAAAGUGUUAUUGACCGUGGUCGAUGAGGAUUAGGGCAGUCCCCAACAAUCCAUUAAUAAAUGCAGCAUACUACAAUUUGA
This is a messenger RNA of Drosophila willistoni, 2632 nucleotides long. RefSeq names its product V-type proton ATPase 116 kDa subunit a1 (gene Vha100-4). The record is from RefSeq and is a predicted model, not a curated record. Gene Ontology annotation, molecular function: ATPase binding; proton-transporting ATPase activity, rotational mechanism. NCBI's taxonomy places the organism in Eukaryota, Metazoa, Arthropoda, Insecta, Diptera, Drosophilidae. Gene Ontology annotation, biological process: proton transmembrane transport; vacuolar acidification. The transcript has 4 exons. Gene Ontology annotation, cellular component: vacuolar proton-transporting V-type ATPase, V0 domain; vacuolar proton-transporting V-type ATPase complex; plasma membrane. Bases 33 to 2585 code for a protein of 850 amino acids.